Molecule: messenger RNA, 1662 nt
Organism: Tilletiaria anomala UBC 951
Lineage: Eukaryota; Fungi; Basidiomycota; Exobasidiomycetes; Georgefischeriales; Tilletiariaceae
Exons: 2
Coding region: 256-1509 (417 amino acids)
Source: RefSeq, a predicted model, not a curated record
UAGCUGGAUUUGAGGACCGCGGUUCUCCUUCCUCUGCCAAACCCUAUUAGCGCAGUCCCACUUUCUUCUAGCUGGUGACCAUCUCGAAGGGCAUGUAUGGCUCAUCGCUUUCACCCUCCAACCUCCUUCAUCGCAACUUUCACAUGGAGAUGUGCGUCGCGGUCACUUGGUGAUUGUACACAUUCCGGUAAACCAGUUCGGAAAUUGAACUCCGUCGUGAAGAAUCUCAAAGAAUAACAGGAAGAGACCGUAACGAUGGCGACCGAGGCCGCCCGCUAUCCAGACUUCGACUCUCUACCCUCCCCAGCAGGGGCGGAUCGCACUAAUGCUAAUUUUCCUCCCGGCGUAUCGACUUACCGGAUACCAUCUUGGGCAAAGGCCGUUUUUGCACGCUUCCCGUUGCACGAGUGGCCUGAAGCCGAGGUCCACGAUGCCUCCCACAACCCGCCGCCGAGCAAGCCGGUGCUAUAUGUGGCACAGGGUCAUCCGCGCCGCUCGUCUCCCAGCGUUACCCCUACACCAGCCCGCGGGUGGGCCAGCUCGGAUCCUCGCUGUCUUCGCUGGCAGAUGUCGCUCAUUUUUCGUGGAGUGGACUUUGAGACUGAGCAGUUGCAAGAGCGGAGCAGCUGGGGUCCCGAUCCGGCGAAUCAGAUGCCUUUUCUGCAUCUUCCCCCUUCUUACCAAGCACAAGCGGCGCUGCCGUCCACCUCCCGAUCGGUGAAGAGUCUCGUCGCGGCACAAGACUUGCCCAUGUGGUCAGAAACCAACGCACCAUGGAACAGGGACAAAGUAGAGAUUGGGCCCCGAACGGACCUGAAAGGCAAAGGCCCAGCGAGGCUGCAGGAUGAGGAGCAGCAAGCCGAAUCAGAGAUCUGGACUUCUCUGCUCGAGACCAAAGUCAUGGCCGGAGUGCUGUUGCAAAGACUGGUACUACCUGACUUUGGCGCACGCGGCCCACGCUCAGCCGGUGCGCUUUCGAGUCUUCUGCACACGCAUCUCUUAUCACAGCAAAAACUCCUCGAGCUCCGGCGCAUUGAUGCGCUUUCCUCUGACUCGUCAUCUCUUUCACGCAUGCAGACUAAAAAGUGGUCGCCGUGGGGCAUGCUUAGCAGUGCGCUCUCAAACGUCUCCUUCAAUGGCAGCACGCUGGGAGGAGAGGCGGAGGAGGAAGACGCGAGCUUGACUGGCGCGAACGCCAGAAAUGUCGAUGCGGAUUCCGUCCUUGCCGCCGCAGUCGAGGCAUUGGAGGCUUUCGCUGCCCGCGUCGCUGCAAGCGCGCCUGAGGCCGAAGCCGUGGAGGAAGGCAGUAUCACUUGGCUGUUGGGGCGACCAGAACCCGGCGAGCUGGAUGCACUAGCUUUUGCGCUCCUGCACACCAUACUCUCAUUGCCGGUUGAAAAGGACAUAAAUGGCACGAGCAUCCUGCGUGCCUGUGUCGAGCGCAGUCCUGCGCUCAGCAGGUGGACACGGCAAGUCUGGGCGAUGCACGUCAAACCACGGGGCGGAUGACACUUCUUUCGAAUGUACGGUAACGUCGAUACGAAAACUACAUUGGGAUGCGCAUACGCAUUCCGGCAACCGUUACAACAAGGGGCAGCCAUGUCGACGUCGGAGCAAGGGAGCGUUCGUGUUAGAGCGCCUUUUGAGGGGUGGGGAGAUCGA